AUGGCAGCAUCCUCUUCCAAAUCUCUCACCUCGCUUUCCGGUACAUAUAAAUUGAACAAAACCCUCUGCACCAUUCCCAUAACCUCCAUCCUCGCCCUGCAAGGAACAUCCUACAUUAUUCGCAAUGCUAUAGCCGCAGCUUCUGUAACCCUCGAAAUCUCCCAGCCCAAUUCCAAUGAAUAUCAUGUAAAACAGACCGCCUCCGCCGCCGCUAUCCCGGGGACAAGCGAGCAGUAUCAUCUAGACAACGUGUGGGGAUUUCAGGAGAUUGAAGGGGAGAGAAGGUGGGUGCAAAGUGUGAAGGUGUGGAACAAGGAAGGCGAGGAGGCAAGGGGUAAGAUGGUCUAUGAUUUCAUGAAGGAUGGUUAA
This is a messenger RNA of Bacidia gigantensis, 369 nucleotides long. RefSeq lists its product as uncharacterized. The coding region runs from base 1 to 369 and encodes 122 amino acids. The transcript is spliced from 2 exons. The record is from RefSeq and is a predicted model, not a curated record. Lineage: Eukaryota; Fungi; Ascomycota; Lecanoromycetes; Lecanorales; Ramalinaceae.